Bactrocera latifrons is the source of this 3481-nucleotide messenger RNA. RefSeq lists its product as uncharacterized. Lineage: Eukaryota; Metazoa; Arthropoda; Insecta; Diptera; Tephritidae. The record is from RefSeq and is a predicted model, not a curated record. The transcript has 4 exons. Bases 1 to 3417 code for a protein of 1138 amino acids.
AUGGGUCGGUCCAGUUCCAAACUGCUGGAAACACCCAACAAUCCUCUGCAGGAGUUGCAAUUCGAGGAGCGUAAACGUGAACAACGCAAACGCAAGCAAGAAAAGCAACUAAAAAAAAUCGCCAAAUUACAAAAGAAACAAGCGAAAAAGACAAAGCGUAAGAGCAAACAGAGCAAGGACGUCGAGAAGCAGACUUCCAUAACCACUAAACACGCCAGUGGCACGAAGCGCACGAAUAGCCUCAAUUCGCAGAGCACAAGCUAUGAAAUCAAUAAGGAGGAAUUCAACCGACAAAUCGAGCAACAAAUACAAAAUCAUUUGGAUAGUGAUCUAUGCACGUUCAUCAUGAAUCAGGUGUCGUUGACGUUGCAGUUUUUCGGAAAUUACGAAAAUGAAUUGGCAAACAUUUCUGAGGAAUUGCUAGCCAAAGAAAAUGAUUUGAAUCAGAAUCUCGAAGAGCAUUCCAUACUUUUAUCGACGCCCUUGGAUGCUGCUGUCUCCAAGUGGAUGCAAUAUAAACCAAUCCACGGUCCAGAAAAAUACACUCCUCAACCGCUCCAGCCACUGGCAAUGUAUGUGAUAUUCGAAAAUAUCGAUAUAGCGAGACCGAACGAUGCGAAUUACGAUUCAAUUUCACCACUUUGCAAAGUUGAUUUAGACACGGAUUUCUAUAACACAACGCCCUGCAAGGAGGACUACGUAGAAAUGUUGCGCGAGACAAAAUGGAAGGGCUAUGUACGGCUUAAGCUGCGUGAAGAACCAAAAACCCAACGUAUUGGGGCUACCGAUAUUGAUGUGUAUACGGACGGCAGCUCGGGUUAUAGCUCAACGAGUGUCUAUAGUCUUAAAGCACCAAGCAAUCACGCGGAAUCUGAUUAUGACUACACCUACAUAGCACAUUUGAAUACACAUCACCCAUUGUCCGAGCUUAAGAUGCAAAAUCAACGUGGUAACUAUAAAUUGGAUGCCAAAGUCUUGCCGGACUCAUGUGUGUCCAAUUUGCGGCAGUUUGCUGAACCAUUGAAUGACGAGGACACCGAAGACGAUGAUGACGAUGAAGAUGAAACAGAGCCAGAGUCCGAUGACGAAGACAGCGCUGAUGAAGGUUACAAUGGCGUCCAAAGAAGAUCCAAUGAGAAGACACGAUAUCGCGAUGUCGAGACUUUGGAAGCCAUACGCUUGUACAAGUUAGAGCAGGAACGACGUCAAGUUCUCAUGCAGCAAUGUUAUCUCAACUCCAAAGAAUUUAUGCGUUACUUUGGUGAGUUGGUACGUCAACAGCUUGCCGAUCGCUUACAAAUAUUCCCCGAAGAAUUGAACGAGGGCACAUAUCGUGGUUCAUCGAUCUACACAAAAUACUUCGAACUCAUACCCGCUAUUUAUGUGGCGCAUAAUGCACAACACUGGCCCGAUUGCGCAUUUCAAUUUCGUAUACGCGAACGUCCUAUCUCCACUAAUCCACUAACUGGACAGCAAUUUCAAUGGCCAACGCGUUCGAUGAUUAGACGUAUUGAAACUUUUGGCUUUCAUGUCAUACCCAUUGGUUAUGCGCCCAAACGACAGCGGAAUCCUUUUCGUGAGCUCGAAUGGCGUAUUGUUUUUCCGAAAGCCGAACGCUACUUGGAGCAACAUUUAACAAAUACACAAGUGAAGGUAUUCAUGAUGACCAAAGCUUUGGUGAAGACUUUUGUCGAACCGCAAGAGAAGCAUAAGGCGCUCUCGUUCAUAAUGGAACAUCUGCGCAUGCAUCUCUUCUGGGAAUGCGAACGUAAUUACACUGGCUGGCCGGAGGAGUAUCUCGGUGAGGUGCUGCUGCGUUUUAUAAGCACAUUUAUGCAGCGACUGCGUGAAAAAUGUUUGAAGGACUUCUUUAUUGAAGAACGUAAUCUCUUCGAGAGCAUACCGGAAUACUCUUUGGUCAUGUUAUUCUCAAUAUUGGCCGAUAUUGUAGCAAAUCCUUUGAUGCAUCUAAUGGUGGCACUUAAAAAUCUAGAUUUUGAGGAAGAUUUCUUUCCAAAAUUGAAUUUUAAGAAGAUAUUUGAAAAUCUCUCCGAAAAUAAUAUGUUGAAAUUGAAAAUACAAGCUAAAAAUUCACGAAGUCUAGUUGGUUUGGAUGGGGGGGAAGAUGAACCAGUACUCUUGCAAGACGAAGGUGCAAAGGGCUUGGUCGGCAUGAAGCAACAUCGUGAGAAGACCAACGGUAAACUAAGAAGGAAAACUCAUGUGAUGCGACACAAUAUUGAAAUGAUGAAGAAGCAAGAAUAUGAACGGCGUCGCUUGUCAGAGGAGUCCAUAGACAUCGAGUUUUUCUUCCGGCGCAAUAUAAAAAACCCCAAAUUGAAGCACCUCAAUCAGGGCGUUGAAAAUUUACGACGCACAAAUGUACUCGAAAUAAUCAUCGACCAUCUAAUAGCGAUGGCCGAAAAGGCAAUAGAGUUUCGUGUUUGUUAUUUGGCUAAAACGUUCUUGGCACAAGCGAGGCGACUCUGCAAGUUCUACCAUAAUUAUGGUUGCGAUAUGGGUGCUAGAGAGUACCUCAACACCAUUGGCAGUUUGGAGGAGGAAAUCGCCGGUUUGCAGACGAAUGAAGAUUUUAAAAAUUUACCGCCAACUCUGCCGAUACGCACAAGUGUAGAGACCAGUAAUAAGACUAAGCUAACCAAAGAAGUCUUCGAACAUUUAGAGAACGUGCGGCGUACCGUAAGAGUCGACAUUGAAGUAACGCAUAGUGAAAGAGAAAACUCUCCAGCUGUCAAUAGAAAGAGCAACGUAAAGUCCUUGGAGGAGAGCGCUGAGCAGGCACUUUCUUACAAUGAUCUCGAGUUAGUGGAUAACAUAACACCCAAUUUGGGGCGACGCAAGUCUAUUAAGUUUACCGAACAUGUGGUCGAAGUACAUGAAGGAGACACAAAUCCAAUACAAAAGCCUGAGGAACAGAGUUUGGUUGGUAUUCUGCGCUUCAAUCCUGAAGUAACGGAAAUAUGUGAUGCACCUGCUAUUGAAAAAGACAAGCGGGACGUCUUUUAUGAGAGCUACGAAUCGAUUGAUAACUAUAGUUUGAGCGAUGAUGUUGGUGAGAACAGUCGUAUCGAUGCCAUUGUGAGUACUGAAGAAAUCCGUAAAUCACAAGCGCAAGAGGAAAGGGAAGAUGAAGCUGAACAGAUAACUGAUAGCCAGCAGUAUUCUGCAGUAAAGACGCCAAGUGAUGAAAGAAUCCUCGGGGGUUUUAAUAAAAGAAUUGGCGUGCUGCGUAAAUUAACGCGCGGCAAUUCGCAAGUUAUUAAAGAUAUUACAUCGUCAACGGAGAAGCUAUUUGUUUCGUUGGCCUCGGAAGAGACACGUUCACAGUUAAAAGAGGUGAUAAGACGCAAAACAUUUCAGCUGAAAGGUGCUUUCAAUCAGUGUUCGGAGUCUUGACAUUGAUUUAAGUUAUUUUUUAAGGGCUAUGUACAUACAUAUAUUUGGAUUGAAGAAGGUCGAA